Acanthosepion pharaonis is the source of this 1503-nucleotide messenger RNA. Lineage: Eukaryota; Metazoa; Mollusca; Cephalopoda; Sepiida; Sepiidae. The record is from the annotation of a GenBank genome assembly.
AUGAGGGUUACUAAAUAUUCGCUCGAUGAAGUUUGUGGCUGCAAACAUGUCAAUGUUCUGAUCCGACAACUGCGUAACUUCAACAAUUUCAUCAUCAAACAAGCCGUUACUUUCAAGACCGGUUUGAAUUUAUGCUGUAAGACUUCUGACGUACUUGCGAGCAAGUCUUCAGUAGACAACUCCUUCUUUCUUGUAAUCGGUACCAUAACGCAAUUUAAGGACGAAGUUUGUUCCAUAUUGUUUAGCGUCUUUGUCCAUUUCUUUUUCUUUUCUUUGCUUCCGUUUUCACUUUUAUCUUUGAUUUAUUCUUCUAUUCUUUCUUUGUUUCUUUUUUUUCUUUUUCUUUGCUUUUCUUCUUUGUCUCUUUUCUUUUCUUUCUUUUCCUUUAGUUUCUUCUUUCUUUGUCUUUUUUCUUUUUCUUUCUUUUUCUUUUAUUUUCUUUUUUGUUUCUCUUUCAUUGUGCGAUUCAUUUUUUUCUUUAUUUUCUUUCUUUGCAUUUUUCAUUUUUACAUUUUUAUUUUUUUCUUUGUUCGUUUUCAUUUUUUCCUUCUUUUCUUUUUUAUUAGUUUAGCGUCUUUGUCCAAUUCUUUUUUCUUUUCUUUGCUUCCGUUUUCACUUUUAUCUUUGAUUUAUUCUUCUAUUCUUUCUUUGUUUCUUUUUUUUCUUUUUCUUUGCUUUUCUUCUUUGUCUCUUUUCUUUUCUUUCUUUUCCUUUAGUUUCUUCUUUCUUUGUCUUUUUUCUUUUUCUUUCUAUUUCUUUUAUUUUCUUUUUUGUUUCUCUUUCAUUGUGCGAUUCAUUUUUUUCUUUAUUUUCUUUCUUUGCAUUUUUCAUUUUUUACAUUUUUAUUUUUUUCUUUCGUCUUUGUCCAAUUCUUUUUUUUUUUCUUUGCUUCCGUUUUCACUUUUAUCUUUGAUUUAUUCUUCUAUUCUUUCUUUGUUUUUUUUUUCUUUUUCUUUGCUUUUCUUCUUUUGUCUCUUUUCUUUUCUUUCUUUUCCUUUAGUUUCUUCUUUCUUUGUCUUUUUCUUUUUUUUUCUUUCUUUUAUUUUCUUUUUGUUUCUCUUUCAUUGUGCGAUUCAUUUUUUUCUUUAUUUUCUUUCUUUGCAUUUUUCCUUUUUACAUUUUAUUUUUUUUUUUUGUUCGUUUUCAUUUUUUCCUUCUUUUCUUUUUCUUAGUUUAGCGUCUUUGUCCAAUUCUUUUUUCUUUUCUUUGCUUCCGUUUUCACUUUUAUCUUUGAUUUAUUCUUCUAUUCUUUCUUUGUUUUUUUUUUUUUUUUCUUUUGCUUUUCUUCUUUGUCUCUUUUCUUUCUUUUCUUUUCCUUUAGUUUCUUCUUUCUUUGUCUUUUUUCUUUUUCUUUCUAUUUCUUUUAUUUUCUUUUUUGUUUCUCUUUCAUUGUGCGAUUCAUUUUUUUCUUUAUUUUCUUUCUUUGCAUUUUUCAUUUUUACAUUUUUAUUUUUUUCUUUGUUCGUUUUCAUUUUUUCCUUCUUUUCUUUUUUCUUAGUUUAG